GAAAUAGUUAAAUACAUAAUUGUUAAGUUGAUUCUUAAGUCACAAUAAAUAGAUAAAUAUAGGUUAAUUGUUGUGUACAAAAUCAAGAGAGAGAGAGAGAUAGAGUGGAUAAUGACACAACAAAGACGUGAGUCUCCUAAUUCCUACUAAUCAGAUAAACCAAAAACAUGCCUCUCUGCAAUAACUUCUCCGGCAGUCUCGCCGUUGCCGUCGCUCUCCUCUUUUUCGGUGUUUUAUAUAUCUUCAAUCUUCAAAACCAUGCCAACAACUCUCUGAGAAGCACCGAGUAUCCGAUGGAUGAGCUAGAAGCGGCGCUGGUUAGGGCAGCUGCAGGAAACAACAAGACGGUUAUAAUAACGAUGGUGAACAAAGCGUACGUGGAGGAUGUCAGGAGAGGCAGGUCGAUGCUGGAUCUGUUUUUGGAUAGCUUUUGGGAAGGAGAAGGGACUCUGCCGCUUUUGGACCACCUGAUGGUAGUGGCAGCGGAUCAGACUGCCUAUGAUCGGUGCCGUUUCAGGAGGCUUCACUGCUACAAGAUGGAGACCGAUGGGGUUGACUUAGAGGAAGAGAAACUAUUCAUGUCAAAGGAUUUUAUUGAGAUGAUGUGGCGAAGGACUCGCUUGCUCCUAGACGUUCUUCGCCGUGGUUACCAUGUUAUUUUCACCGACACGGACGUAAUGUGGCUGAGGAGUCCCUUGUCUCGGCUAAACGAGAGCUUGGAUAUGCAAAUAAGCGUGGACCGUAAUGGCGUGGGAGGACACUUGAUCAACACGGGAUUCUACCACGUCCGGUCCAACAACAAGACCAUCUCCCUCUUCCAGAAGUGGUACGACAUGAGGCUCAACUCAACUAGCAUGAAGGAACAAGACGUCCUCCAGAAUCUCCUAGACUCCGGCUACUUCGACCAGCUUGGCCUCACCGUUGACUUCCUCAACACCAACGAAUUCAGCGGUUUCUGCCAAGACAGCUCUGACAUGAGCGCUGUGACAACCGUUCAUGCCAACUGCUGCCGCCACAUCCCUGCCAAGGUCUUUGAUCUCACUCGUGUGCUUCGUGAUUGGAAACUCUACAAAACCUCACAUGUCAAUAGCAAAUGGAGUCCCCAUGUUAAGUGCUGGCGUUCAUGGAAUGACUGAAUCUGUAUGACACCUCAAUGCUCUGACCCUCUUCGUUUAUAAUACAUAACCAAACAUUUAUGAGAUUGCUUGUAUUAGAAAACUUUGACUUGGACAUCACUACAUCAAAUGUCUUAAAAACGCUGUCGUUUUUCUACCAACCUAUCUCUCUCUUCUUUGUCAUUAUGGAAACAGAGUUUACUAUAAUUGACUCGGAAAGUUUCAAUCUU
Messenger RNA from Camelina sativa (false flax), 1345 nucleotides. RefSeq lists its product as uncharacterized. The record is from RefSeq and is a predicted model, not a curated record. NCBI's taxonomy places the organism in Eukaryota, Viridiplantae, Streptophyta, Magnoliopsida, Brassicales, Brassicaceae.